GCAAUUUUGGCCCGUAACUGCAUCCUCAUCGAGGGAACAGAUGUAGAAGCUGAAUCGGAUGAUAUGACGACUUAUACACGGCUAGAUGACUCGGCAGAUGUCUUCGAGGAUUUUGUCAAUCUUCUUUACGAUCCAUUCAAUUCUCCCCUUUUCCCCACUCAGGGAACCCAAGUCCAACUCAAACCGGUCCUCCACAUUCUCCAAAUCGCAUACAAAUAUCAUGCCAAAGAUAUCGAGAAACGCGCUUCGGCUAUUGCUGAGGAACUGACCCAGCCAAGAAAUCUCCCAUCCCACUUGGGAAUAUCGCUCACGUGCAUCGACAUCUUCCGGAUUGCGAUCAACGUCAAGCGGAUAAUCAUCGCAGAGAAUGCAUGGAAGGUGAUGGUGACUAGGUUCUUGAGUGGUGAACUUGAUUCCCGAUCCUUGCUUGAUGAAGCUAUGGGUCAGCCACGAUUCUUGGGGUCGGCGUAUUACAUCGUCAUGCUCGGAGGACCACAUAAAUGGCGCGAAGAUCCAAAACUCAGUAUAGAUGAAGUUUCUAGACUGAGCCAAGCGUUCCAAUACUGCAUGGAAGAAUGGGACGGUUUUGUGUCGCGCGUCGCUCAAAGCAAUCUUGAUAUUCCGAAGCGUCUGGCACGUCACCGAGUGCCGGCCCACCCAUGCCCAGAAGAUCGCAAUACACAUGCCCAGACCCCUGCAGUGAGAGCGCUGGUACGAACACAAACCCGAACACCCAGUCCGAAUGCGUGUCUAACCAUCAUGGACGCUCUUGAGGAAGUUCCAAUUGACAAGUACCAGAAGCAUUGUGGUCUGCGUGCAUGGGAUCUACUGGGAAAACUAACGGAGAUCAGUCGAGGCUGGCAAUACUCGCACAUUCCGGAUUUGGCGCAGUGCGCCAAAAAUACAUUGGCUGCCAUCGAGGCGGAGAUGCCCACAUAUUUCGCUUUGGAUGACGACACAUUUAUUGAUUCACAACUUUCUUUUUCUGCAGAGCGCAUCACCUAUUACAUUGGAUUUUGAGUUGAUUUCGUUCGAGGUGGAAGCCCGUCUGCCGAUUGCUAUAAUUUGCAUUGUGUUGUUCCUAUGUCGGUGCCGAUACCGCCCAGGGCCCUGCCGUACCAUAUCAGUAGGAGCAUUGGAUCAAUCUUGGCUCCGAAGAUUUUGUGUAGGAUUGCUCACUGGUACAGCAAUUACAUAAAUAAAGCCCUUCGGACUUCACUG
Messenger RNA from Cantharellus anzutake, 1221 nucleotides. RefSeq lists its product as uncharacterized. NCBI's taxonomy places the organism in Eukaryota, Fungi, Basidiomycota, Agaricomycetes, Cantharellales, Hydnaceae. The transcript is spliced from 2 exons. The coding region runs from base 64 to 1020 and encodes 318 amino acids. The record is from RefSeq and is a predicted model, not a curated record.